UAAAGGAGUAGAGAUAUAUAACUCAUUUAAUUUAGAUACAAAACAAACCUUCGAUGAGGUCCUAAAGAAAUUCAAUUCUUAUUUCAUCCCAAAAGUUAAUAUUACCAUGCAGCGCCACAAAUUCUUCACGAGGGCACAAGGACCUACCGAGUCAUUUGAUGAAUUUCUUACUGACCUUCAAAAUAAAAGCAUGACAUGCAACUUUAGUGAUAAGAGGGAAGAACUCGUGCGGGAUGUCAUAGUAAUAGGAUUAGCCAAUUCCGCUAUGAAGGAGAGGCUACUGCGCACGGAAGAUCUAACCCUCCAAAAGGCAAUCACUAUGUGCAGAGCGGCCGAAUUAUCCCAAAAACAAGUCGCAGAACUAACGAACGAGAUACCUGCAACCUCCGUGCUCAACGUCAGCUCAACGCCGAUUCACGACGUCAAACACGUCAAUCCUGUCAACACGUCAAGAACAAGAAGCAUCAAGAUGAGAAAAUGCUAUCGUUGUGGCAAUAACUGGGAUCGUACUCAUCAAUGCCCAGCCAUGGGUUGCAAAUGCCAAAAGUGUGGCAUCCCUAAUCACUUUGCAAAAGUCUGCAGGAACAGACAAGUUGCAGCGAUAGUGCAACAACCAAGUGAGGACGUCGACAUGGACAGCGAGGAGACUUACUUCGUAGGCUGCAUCAAUAGCGAGUGUGAAUGAAAAUGCAAUUCCCAGAGCCGAUCCACCUCGUCGGGUCCCUAUAGCACUAAGACAAAACCUUAAAGAAGAGUUGGAAAAUAUGGUGAGACAACAAAUAAUUACCAAAAAUGAGGAUCCGAUGGAGUGGGUCAACUCUACUGUUGUAACCAAAAAGAAGAACAAUAAAAUUCGCGUAUGUAUUGAUCCCCGGUAUUUAAAUAAGUUUAUUAUAAGAACGCAUAAACAGUUGCCAACUGUCGAUGACAUACUAGAUAAGUUAUCAGGAUCUAAGUAUUUUUCCAAAUUCGACUGUAGCAGUGGAUUUUGGACCGUACAGCUUGACCCGGAGAGUUCAAAGUUGUGCA
Molecule: messenger RNA, 1029 nt
Organism: Leguminivora glycinivorella
Lineage: Eukaryota; Metazoa; Arthropoda; Insecta; Lepidoptera; Tortricidae
Exons: 2
Coding region: 107-685 (192 amino acids)
Source: RefSeq, a predicted model, not a curated record